AUGUCGGCCAUCGGUAUGCCACCACACCUCUUAAUCCUGUUCCAAGCCAGGCCACUACUCACUUUUUACAAACCCAUCCAGAAGAAGAAGCACCAGGCAUACAGCGGCAUCUCCGAGUAUCUGAAUCUUUUCGAGGAUAAGGAACCCCCCCCAAAGAUAAAAUGGGAAAAUGCAAAAGAGAGGAAGGAAAGAAAGAAGAAAGAAAAAAUAACAUACAACGAAUUAAUGCUGAAAGAAAUGAGAAAGGAUUAUGACCCAUUUAAAAAUGCCGAUUUGACAAGCGACCCAAAGAAAACCAUUUUUAUUGGAAGACUAUCCUACGAUGUAAAUGAGAAAAAAUUAAAAAAAGAAUUUGAAGUGUAUGGAAAGAUAAAAAGAGUGAAAAUAAUAUAUGAUAAAAAUUUUAAACCAAAAGGAUAUGGAUUCAUAGAAUUUGAACACACAAAAAGUUUUAACGAUGCAUACAAUUUGGCUGAUGGGAAGAAGAUAGACAAUAGGAGAAUUCUCGUCGAUGUGGAAAGGGGAAGGACGGUGAAAAAUUGGAUUCCUAGACGACUGGGUGGUGGAAAAGGACCUCCAAGGGGAUCCGAUGAAAGGAAAAAGGUCACUCAUAAUAUUAACUGGACGGCCCUAAUUAACAAAGAUAAGUACCGAAACGAUAAGAAGAAGGUAGAGGAGAUUUACAAAAAUGUGGCGCUGUACAACGAGAGGAACGAUGACGACAGCGAUGAGAUGAACGACGUGCUGAAAGGCCACCGACACCACAAGAAGGACGAGCACAGGAGCUCCAAGCGGGACCGUCACCACCGAAGCAGACGCAGCGAGUCGCACGACCGCCACAGGCAUAAGCACAGGCGCAGGGACAGCCGCGAUCGGGAUAAGAAUAAGGAGCGGGAUAGAGAGAAGGAGCGGGAUAGAGAGAAGGAUCGGGAUAGAGAGAAGGAUCGGGAUAGGGAUAAAGACAGGGAUAAGCACAGGCACAGAGACAGGGACCACAAUGGAGAUCAUCACCGCUACCGAGAGCGCGACUACAACCGCGAUCAAGGUAACAGUUACCGUCACAAUUACAACCCCAGCCGAGAUCAAGAUCAGAAUUACACUCAUAACCAUAAUCACAAUUACAACCAGAAUUACAACCAGAAUCGCGAUCCGGAUCAAAAUUACAAUCACAAUUACAACCACAACCAUAAUCACAACUACAGCCGCGAUGUCAACCGCGAUCACCAUCAGGAUCACAAUUACAAUUACAACCCCGACAAGGACAAGUACAGGCCCAGAAGCCAGGAGAGGGGAAACCAAAGAGGCGCCUACUUUCCGAACGGGGGUGAACACACAGGAGAGAACGAGCAGGGGGAUGCCCACAUGAAUAUGCCUAACGCUUACGGGGCAUAA
Molecule: messenger RNA, 1392 nt
Organism: Plasmodium inui San Antonio 1
Lineage: Eukaryota; Apicomplexa; Aconoidasida; Haemosporida; Plasmodiidae
Product: U1 small nuclear ribonucleoprotein 70kDa
Exons: 1
Coding region: 1-1392 (463 amino acids)
Biological process (GO): mRNA splicing, via spliceosome
Cellular component (GO): U1 snRNP; precatalytic spliceosome; U2-type prespliceosome
Molecular function (GO): mRNA binding; U1 snRNA binding
Source: RefSeq, a predicted model, not a curated record